Molecule: messenger RNA, 3822 nt
Organism: Chinchilla lanigera (long-tailed chinchilla)
Lineage: Eukaryota; Metazoa; Chordata; Mammalia; Rodentia; Chinchillidae
Gene: Loxl2
Product: lysyl oxidase-like 2
Exons: 14
Coding region: 269-2608 (779 amino acids)
Biological process (GO): peptidyl-lysine oxidation
Cellular component (GO): membrane
Molecular function (GO): protein-lysine 6-oxidase activity; copper ion binding
Source: RefSeq, a predicted model, not a curated record
UAAAAGAGCAAACCUGCGCCUGCAGCGCGCCACUUCCCAAAUUUGGGCUCGCUCCGUGCAGCGGUCGGGUGGAGAAGUCUGCGUGGCCCCUUGGCUCGGGAAAGGGGCGCCGCAGCGACCGGCGCGGAGAGGGGCCACCGCGGAGAGCCCCGGCCCGGCCCGGCCACCGCGGACCCCGAGACCAAAGGCUCCUGCUGCUUCCAGCCCAGCUCCUGCUCCUAACAGCCCCAGAACUCUGUCCGAGGGACGCUUCGGCCAUAGAACAGGGAUGGAAAAGCCUGUGGGCCCUGGCCUCAGUGGCUGUUUGGCUGUGCUCAUCCUACUGCCGUCCCUGAGCCUGGCACAGUAUGACGGCUGGCCCUACCAGCUCCAGUACCCCGAGUACUUCCAGCAGCCGGCUCCCGAGUACCACCAGCCCCAGGUGCCCUCGGACGUGGUCAAGAUCCAGCUGCGCCUGGCGGGCCAGAAAAGGAAACACAAUGAGGGCCGCGUGGAGGUCUACUACAACGGCCAGUGGGGCACCGUGUGUGAUGACGACUUCUCCAUCCACGCCGCCCAUGUCGUCUGCCGGGAGCUGGGAUAUGUGGAGGCCAGGUCCUGGGCCGCCAGCUCGGCCUAUGGCAAGGGGGAAGGGCCCAUUUGGUUGGACAAUGUCUACUGCACAGGAGGCGAGGCCACCCUGGCAGCCUGCACCUCCAACGGCUGGGGUGUCACUGACUGCAAGCAUACGGAAGAUGUCGGUGUGGUGUGCAGUGAGAAGAGGAUUCCUGGGUUCAGAUUUGACAACUCGCUGAUCAACCAGAUAGAGAACCUGAAUAUCCAAGUGGAGGACAUCAGGAUCCGCCCCGUCCUCUCAGCCUUGCGCCAUCGCACCCCGGUGACAGAGGGCUACGUGGAGGUGAAGAUAGGCAAGGCCUGGAAGCAGAUCUGCGACAAGCACUGGACCGCUAAGAAUUCCCACGUGGUCUGCGGCAUGUUCGGUUUCCCUGGGGAGAAAACGUACAACACCAAGGUUUACAAAAUGCUGGCCGCACGGAGGAAGAAGCGCUACUGGCCGUACUCCAUGAACUGCACUGGCACGGAGGCCCACGUCUCCAGCUGCAAUCUGGGGCCCCAAGUGUCACAGGACCCCGUGAAGAACGUCACCUGUGAGAAUGGGCAGCCCGUGGUGGUCAGCUGUGUACCUAGCCAGGUCUUCAGCCCUGAUGGGCCCUCAAGAUUUCGGAAAGCCUACAAACCAGAGCAACCCCUGGUGCGGCUCAGAGGUGGUGCCCAGGUCGGGGAGGGCCGUGUGGAGGUGCUCAAGAACGGAGAAUGGGGGACGGUGUGCGACGACAACUGGGACCUGGUGUCGGCCAGCGUGGUCUGCAGAGAGCUGGGCUUCGGAACUGCCAAAGAGGCCGUCACCGGCUCCCGGCUGGGGCAAGGGAUUGGACCCAUCCACCUCAACGAGGUCCAGUGCACGGGGACGGAGAAAUCAAUCAUCGAGUGCAAACUCAACACCGAGUCACAGGGCUGUAACCACGAAGAGGACGCAGGCGUGCGCUGCAACAUCCCCACCAUGGGCUUCCAGAAAAAGGUGCGCCUGAGCGGAGGCCGCAAUCCCUACGAGGGCCGGGUGGAGGUGCUGGCAGAGCGGAACGGGUCCCUGGUGUGGGGGACGGUGUGCGGUCAGAACUGGGGCAUCGUGGAAGCCAUGGUGGUCUGCCGGCAGCUGGGCUUGGGGUUCGCCAGCAACGCUUUCCAGGAGACCUGGUAUUGGCAUGGAAAUGACGGCAACAGAGUGGUCAUGAGUGGGGUGAAGUGCUCAGGAACGGAGCUGUCCCUGGCACACUGCCGCCACGACGAGGACGUGUUCUGCCCCCAGGGUGCAGUGCAGUUCGGGGCUGGAGUCGCCUGCUCAGAAACCGCCCCCGACCUGGUGCUCAACGCGGAAGUGGUGAAGGAGACCACCUACCUGGAGGAGCGGCCCAUGUCCAUGCUGCUGUGCGCGCGGGAGGAGAACUGCCUCUCGGCCUCAGCUGCGCUUGUGCAGACAGACGAGGAGCUGGCCCGCCACUACCGCCGCCUGCUGCGCUUCUCCUCCCAGAUCCACAACAACGGCCAGUCCGACUUCCGCCCCAAGAACGGCCGCCAUGCGUGGAUCUGGCACGACUGUCACAGGCACUACCACAGCAUGGAAGUGUUCACCCACUACGACCUGCUGAACCUCAACGGCACCAAGGUGGCUGAGGGCCACAAGGCCAGCUUCUGCCUGGAGGACACAGAAUGCGAAGGAGCUAUCCAGAAAAGUUACGAGUGUGCCAACUUUGGGGAGCAGGGCAUCACCAUGGGCUGCUGGGACAUGUACCGCCAUGACAUCGACUGCCAGUGGAUCGACAUCACUGACGUGCCCCCUGGAGAAUACCUGUUCCAGGUUGUCAUUAACCCCAACUACGAGGUACCCGAGUCGGAUUUCUCCAACAACAUCAUGAAGUGCAGGUGUCGCUAUGAUGGCCACCGCAUCUGGAUGUACAACUGCCACAUAGGUGGCUCCUUGAGUGAGGAGACAGAACAGAAGUUUGAGCAGUUCAGUGGACUCUUAAAUAACGAGCUCUCCGUGCAGUAAAGAAGCCUCGGGGUCACCUCCUGUCUUCGGGUCACACCGCACCUCCCCGGCGGCCAUCCAGACUCAGCUCAGGAGGAGGUGUGCCCUCAUCAUCAGGUGCCGCGGCCUGGCUGGCCUUGGAGGCGGGGCUUGGCCACGGGGCUGUGGGAGCAGUGCCGGAAGCCAAGCUUGCCAGCAUCUGGGGUGGCACGCAGGCUGUCAUCAGCUUGCGCCCCGAGCCACGGUCCAUCCUCCAUCUGACGCCUCCAGACUGUGCACGGUUCAUACGAGGCCGCUUCCUUCUGCAGUUACAAGGGGGCACAUGGGAGCUAUGAGCCCAGAGGAGGCCAGGUUGAACCCCAGCAGACUUGAACACAGACCUCUCCUCCAAGUCCGCCAACUGGCUCUGCUCAGUUCAGUGCCAUCAUAAGUACAGUAGUCCGCCCUUAUCCACGGGGCUCCAUUCCAAGGCCCCAGCAGAUGCCAGAAAUCACAGUGCCAAAACCUAUAUAUAUGAUACUUUUUCCUAUACAUACCUAUGAUAAAAUUUUAUUUAGGCACAGUAAGAGAUUAGGAAAAAUAGCAAAUAAUAAAACAACCAUAACAAUAUACUGUAAUAAAAGUUUCACAAAUGUGGUUCUUCUCCCAAAAUACCUUAUUGUGCUUUCGCUCUUUUACUCACAGGAAGCACUUUCCACCUCUUUGGCAUAUCUGAAUUGCCAGGAGCCUGACUCUUGCACUCAAAGGCCAUUUUUCAAUAAAGUAAGUUUUACUUGAACAUGAGCCCUGAGAUACUGCGACAGUGGAUCUGAUAACAGACAUGGCACUGGGUAGCUAACGGGUGAAUAGCGUAUAUAGCGUGGAUACACUGGGCCAAGGGAUGAGGCACGUUCCACGAGAGACACAGCAGGAUGGCUCAAGAUUUCAUCACGUUACUCAGGACUGUAAAAUUUAACUCAGAAAGUGCUUCGUUUUCCAUCUAAUAUUUUUGGACCAGUUGACCAGUAACCUCAGAGCAAAACCAUGGCUAAGGGAGGACUACUGUAAUGUUGCCACAUUUUUCCACUAGGUGUGCUCAGAUUGGUGCUGAUUCUUGUUGGUGCUUCUCUCCAUCCUCUCUUGCUUCUCAAGAUACCAUUAUUGUAUUUUCACAGCCUUUCAAACACAAGUCAUUUAGUGUGGCAUUUACCAUCAGGCAUCUGAGCCUUUGCAAAUAUAGCUCAAAAGAAAAACCA